AACAUGCAUUACAAAGAUGGUCAUUCAUUACAAAGUAGAAGCCAAGUACAUCACACUAAGUAUAUCAACAUGGUAGCAUUCAAGUCCCUAAUAAAACCUGACUCCUAGAUCUUUCAAAGUACAAUUGUUUAAUGAGAAGUAGCAUUCUUUCCUUGUUGAAUCCCUUGAUUGUUAGAGCACAUGAAGUGUGAUGCGCUUGAACUUUUGAUCUUCAAAGCUAGUCUUGGUUCUUGUCCUUCUAAGCUUGCCCCUUGGACUUGGCAAUUGUCCACAAUGGAGAAAAUGCUUGCAGUUGAAGAUCUCCUAAAUCCUUUGUUGGUCAAAGCUCUCUCCAUGGAUGAAUAUUUCAAAGGUGUCUUGACUGAUGAAGAAUCACGCUUGACCAUGUAUGAAUCCAUAUCUCAAUUGUUGAAGGUAGAGAGUCAAACAAGAUUAUGGGAGUGCAAGAAAAGAAAUAAACAUGGAUGCCAAACAAUAGAUAAAGGAUGAAGGAACAUGAAUAUGCUCUAAAGUGAUAAUGUGUGUGGAGUUGUAUCCUAAAGCAUGCAUUUUUGGGAAUGCAUGAAAAGAAAUAACCAUGGAUGGGAAAUGAGUGAUAAAGGAUGCAAAAAUAUAAAUAUGCUGACAAGUG
Molecule: messenger RNA, 631 nt
Organism: Rubroshorea leprosula
Lineage: Eukaryota; Viridiplantae; Streptophyta; Magnoliopsida; Malvales; Dipterocarpaceae
Source: the annotation of a GenBank genome assembly